Molecule: messenger RNA, 3138 nt
Organism: Closterium sp. Naga37s-1
Lineage: Eukaryota; Viridiplantae; Streptophyta; Zygnematophyceae; Desmidiales; Closteriaceae
Source: the annotation of a GenBank genome assembly
AUGGCGCAUCAGCUUCGGCGAUCCGAGCGGCUGCUGGCCGUCCGAUCCGCCGCUCGCAUCUUUCUCCAAAUCCCGUUGCCUCCCAGCAUCACCCCCGCGUCGCCCGCCGUUCCAACCCAUCUUCCCCACGCCCUUCGCCCGAUCGUAGGCGACCUUUGCCACGUGGAAGGUAGCGGGCAGGCCAGAUUGAUCCAAUCCCGUCCCGUCCAAUGGGGCGUCGACAGGUGUCGCCCUAUUCCGACACCCCCCUCCGCCGCGUUUGCGCCAUUCCGCCGUUUGAUCCCUGAUCCGCGUGCGCCUGCGGGUAGCAAGCGCAGUUUUUCCGCCGCCACAUCUCCCCCGAUCCCGCCGAACUCCGCUCCGAGCGUUGGCGGAAGCAUUGGCGGAAGUACUGGCGGAGCGGGCGGGCGGAAGGGUGGGCGGGGAUUGGUGGGCGUGAUCACGGCUGCCGCCAUAGCGGGAGCGGCGGGGGGCGCGUAUUAUUGGUGGGAGACAGAAGCAGCGAGAUUCGGACCCGGUCCCGUUAUAAUCACACCCGAUACGAAAGUUGGCUCGGAAGAAGAAGUUAGUAUAUCGAGUCCCGCGGCAGACUUGGGGACUGGGGGAGGGAGGGCUGGAGACACCAUAACGGAGCAGAGGGGCAUAGAGGAGGGGAAGGAGGGGGAAGGAAAUGAGGGGAAGGAUGGGGGAGGAGAGGAGGGGAAGGAUGGGGGAGUAGAAAUUGAAAGGGAGGAGAGAGAAGCGGAGGGGAAGGAGGAAGCGGGAGGCGGAAGGAGGGAGGGAGAGGAGGGUGCGAGAGAAGGGGGAAGUGUGAAGGGGUCAGAAGGUUCAGUAAAGGGGGAGAUUGGGGUGGAGGGGGAAGAUAAGGAGGAGUUAAAGCGAAGGAAAAAGGAGGAGAAGAGGAGGGAGAAGGAAUUGAAGAAGAAGGAAAAGGAGGAGAGGAAGGCGAAGGAGGUGAAGGAGGGAGAGGAGGAUGAGAAUGGAGGAGAGGGAGGUAAGGAUGAUGGUGGGGAUGAGGAAAAGAAGAGGAGGAAGGAGGAGAAAAAGCGCCUUAAGAAGCUGAAAAAGGAGGAGGAAGAGAAAAAGAAAGGAGAAGCAGAGGAAAAGGGGAAGGGGAAGGAGGGGGAGGAGGAAGGAGAAAUGUCGAAGGAGGAAAAGAAGCGACUGAAGAAGUUAAAGAAAGAGGAGGAGAAGGAAGAGAAGAAGAAGAAGAAGGAAGGAAGAAAAAAGAGGGAAGGGGAGGAGAAGGGGAAGGAGGAAGAGGAGGGGGAGACGGAAGGAGAGAAGGGGAAGGCAUGGGACGAAAGCGAAGAUCACAGCAAGGUGGAGGGAGCAGCUGACGUGGCCGCUGACGUGGCAGCUGAUGUGGCAGUUGGUGUGGCAGCUGAGGUGGUGAGGAUCGAGUCAGCAGCCAGGAAUGCGGAGGCGGAGAGGGGAAGGAGGGAGAGGGAGCGACAGCUGGCAGCGAUGCAGAGUGUCCACGUGGCAGAACAGGAUUCGCUGGCAGCGGCGGUGCGAGAGAAGGAGAGGGAGGGGGAGGUGGAGCGGGAACGGAUUGAGCAGCAGAGGGAGGAGAUGGGGAGGGAGUUGGAGGAAUGGGAGGAGGGGGAGGCGAGGAGACAGCAAGAGGAAGAAGAGGAGAUGGCCAUAUCCACCCUGCAAGCAGUGCUGCAGCAGCAGCUGGCGGCAGCGGCAGAGGCAGAGGCAGAGGCAAAGGAAGCAGCAGAGGCACAUGGGGAGCAGACCGCGAUGCUGAAAGAAGAGAUCUCUGCUCUGAAAGACGUCUUCUUCCAUCGCUCGCAGGAGGACCGGCUGUCCUGGCAUGCGCACAGAGUGGCUCUGAGGGAUGUUUUCUUCCAGCAAUCUCAGGAGGACAGGUUGUCAUGGCAUGCGCACCGAGUGGCUCUGGUGAGAUGCAGUGCGGUGCAAUGUGGUGAGAUGGUCCUUGCAUUCAAUCCUCUCCACUCUCCUCUCUCCUCUCCACUCUCCUCUCCACUCUCCUCUCUCCUCUCCACUCUCCUCUCUCCUCUCCACUCUCCUCUCUCCUCUCCACUCUCCUCUCUCCUCUCCACUCUCCUCUCUCCUCUCCACUCUCCUCUCUCCUCUCCACUCUCCUCUCUCCCCUCCACUCUCCUCUCUCCUCUCCACUCUCCUCUCUCCUCUCCACUCUCCUCUCUCCUCUCCACUCUCCUCUCUCCUCUCCACUCUCCUCUCUCCUCUCCACUCUCCUCUCUCCUCUCCACUCUCCUCUCUCCUCUCCACUCUCCUCUCUCCUCUCCACUCUCCUCUCUCCUCUCCUCUCUCCUCUCCCCUACCUCCACCCCUCUCACUUCCAUUGCCUUCCCUCGUGUACCUUCCCUCGUGUACCUUCCCUCCUCCUUCCCGCUCUCUUCCCAUCCCUCCACCCCUCCAUCCCUCACUCCCCCUCACCCCUUUCAGGCGGCCAUGCGGCCAUAUCGCUCCAAGAAGCAGCAGACAGCAACCAGCCGCUGCAACCAAUCCUCUCCUCCCUCCACUGCCACUAACUUUUCCAUUCCCAUUGUCUCUCCUCAUGUGUAUGAUUCUUCUUCCCCCUAUCCAGGCAGCCAUGAUCCUCUCGUCUCAUCCCUCCUGCCACGUGGCGACGACCCAUUGGUCGCUGCGAUCGCAGCCACCCUGCCCAAAUCCGCGCUGUCCAAUGGCGUGCUGACACGUCAGCAGCUGCAGGAAAGGCUGGAGGGGAUGAGGGCGAGGGUGUGCCAGCUGGCGAUGCUGCCGCCGGCCAAUGGGGGGGAGAGGGAGGGCGUGGGAGGGGGAACAGGAGGAGGAAGAGGAGGGGGAAGAGGGGGAGAGUUGGUUGAGCCAGGUCUGCUCUCACAAGCAGUGGCAGCGGUUGCAGUUGCUUUAAAGUUUCCAGUACCAACCACAGCAGGGGAAGCACCGAGCCCUGAGCAAGCCGUUGCCGAAGCGGCAGCUCUGCUGGUGGAGGGGCGAUUGGAGGAAGCAGCAGGGGCGAUGGAGAGAGGGGUAAAGGGGACACGGGCGGAGGGAGUGGUGGGGAAGUGGGGGGAGGAGGUGAGGGGGAGGGCGGCAGUGGAGCAGGCGGUUAGGGUGAUGCAGGCGCAUGCAGGGUGCAUGGCGGCAGAGCUGCGAAGGUGA